AUGGGGGUCACCCGCUGUAUGGUGGUCACCCGCUGCAUGGGGGUCACCCGCUGUAUGGUGGUCACCCGCUGUAUGGUGGUCACCUGCUCUGCGGGGCGACCAGGGUGGCCGGGAUGCCACUGUGUGCCCUGCCAGUCCACGGUGGAUGCUGAGGGGCAGGAGGACGGAGUGGUGGGGACGAAGUGUAGCAGGCUGGGAGGGCACCACACAUCUGGAGACAUGAACCUCUGCUGGAACGAGAUCAAACGCAAGUCCCACAACAUCCGGGUGCGGCUAGAGGCGUUCUCCGACAACAGUGGGAAGCUGCAGCUCUCCCUGCAGGAGAUCAUAGACUGGCUGACGGCCAAGGACGAGGAGCUGUCGGAACAGCUGCCCAUAGGGGGCGAUGUGGGGGCCGUCCAACACCAAAGGGAGUUCCACCAGGUCUUCAUGGAGGAUGUCAAGUCUCGAGGGCCCUUCAUCUACUCGGUGCUGGAGUCUGCCCAGGCGUUCCUGACACAGCACCCCUUCCAGGAGCCCGAGGAGACGCUGCCCGACGGAAAAGAAGUGUCUCCGAGGAAACGGAUCCUGAACGUGAGUCGCUCGUGUGGAAGCAGGCAUGUAACAGUGACUGUGGGAGAAGUUGACUGCCCGCUGCGUGACCGACACAGGCACAUGGAGCGGACCCUGGAGCGACUGCUGCAGACGCAAGCAGCCAUGGAGGAGCUGGCGAUGGCCCUGAGCAAGCUGAGGGCGUCCGGGAUGCCAUGGGAGCCUGUAGGGGACGCUCUUCAUGCGACUCCCUGCAGGACCACAUUGACGCCACCAAGGCCUCCCAUUGAAGAGCGUCUGAAGCAGCUGCAGGAUGCUCACAGAGACUUUGGCCCUGGAUCCAGCACUUCCUGUCCAGUUUCAGUGCAGAUACCCUGGGAACGUGCCGUCUCGCCAAACAAAGUGCCCUACUACAUCAACCAUCAGGCCCAGACAACGUGCUGGGACCAUCCAAAAAUGACGGAGCUGUACCAGGUGCUGGCGGAUCUGAACAACAUCAAGUUCUCAGCGUACCGGACAGCCAUGAAGCUGCGGCGGGUGCAGAAGGCUCUGAGAUUGGACCUGCUGAGGCUGGUGAGUGUGGUGGACGUGUUCAGGGAGCAGGAUCUGCAGCACGGGGAACAUGUGAUGGAUGUGGUGGAGAUGAUUCAUGCCCUGACCGGCCUGUAUGAGAGACUGGAGGAGGAGAGGAGGGCCAUCGUGGUCAACAUCCCUCUCUGUGUGGACAUGUGUCUCAACUGGCUGCUCAACGUCUACGACAGUGGUCGCAAUGGGAAGAUGCGCGUCCUCUCCUUCAGACGGGACUGGUGAGCCUGUGC
Salvelinus sp. IW2-2015 is the source of this 1349-nucleotide messenger RNA. Lineage: Eukaryota; Metazoa; Chordata; Actinopteri; Salmoniformes; Salmonidae. The record is from RefSeq and is a predicted model, not a curated record.